CAGCAACUACCUUCAGACUCACCCAAUACAGCAACCUCGCAAGAUCUGGUUGUGGGAGAGCAUUCUAACCAUGAAGAAGGAUCUCUGCCCAAAAAGAGGAAGCUGGGACCUCCUGAAGCCCCCACAGAUGGUUCAGAGGAUCUUCCACAGAGGAGUAAGCAGCUGGCACCCAUGCUCAUUCCUGCCCACCCUCCACACUGCAACCAGACAACAUUUAGAGCAACCACAUCAGGACCUCAAUCUAUAAAAGAACGAGGACCAGUGAAAAAUUCACACCCUGCAAAGCCCAAGAAGCAUCAAACUUUAAUUCUUAAUGACUUGCUAGAAGAUGUAACCUUUGCCGAUGUGACACUUACAGCUGAGGGGCAGUCGGUUAAGGCACACAAGGCAGUGUUGUCAGCCAUGAGCCCCUACUUCAGAAGUGUGCUGCAAAACAACCCAAGUCCUCACCCCAUUAUCAUCAUGCCUCUGGACAUGCGGUUUGAGGAUCUGAAAGGAAUUAUUAAUUAUAUAUAUGUGGGUGAGAUAAUAGUACCAACUCAGAAUUUGUCCUCACUAUUUAAGGCAGCUCAAGUUCUUCAGAUUUCUGAUUUGUCCACCAUUGAUGCCACUGGCUUAAGCAGACCUGGUGCAUCUUCAUCAUCCAGUAACAUACAGUUCACACAUAAUGUUGAGACAGCCACACCAACUGGAACACUAGAUAUUGAUGAAACAGCCACACGAACUAGAACACCAGAUAUAGGUGAUACAGCCACACCAACUAGAAUCAACCAGUCUGAUGGAGUAAGGGCCUGUACAAGGAGAAAGGAUGAUGUUAAUAAGAUACAGUCAUCUAAUAGAAUUCAAAAGUGCACAGUAUCAUCUGCCACUGACAAUCUGGACAAAAGUCAGAAACAUAUACACAUUUGGGCAAACCAUACUGCAGCGGACACUGAAGACCCAUUAGAUAUUAGCAACCAUAAGAGACCAGAAGGUGGAUCUUCAUCUGAGCAGACAAAAGACAAAAGCUCAUUCCUGGAAGAUCUUCCUGUAUUUUUACCUGAUGGAGAAACCCUAUCAAGUGACAUAGAUUGUGACUAUUUAGAACAUGAAAAAGAAUUCAUUGACUCACAGCUUCAUUAUCAAGGGAGUGAAUGGGUUUUUCAUCAGGCUCCAAGCAUAAUAUCUGGUGAACUGAAUAAUGAUGCCACAAGCCUGCUGCAUAUUAAAGAAGAGUUUAACUAAAACAGCACAUUUAUUGUUACUUGUUCAAAAUAAAUAUAUAUUUUUAAUGAAUUUUGAACUUGUAUUCAUUUGAAUAUGUAGAACAGAUCAUUAAGGAGGCAGAAUAAUCAUUAGUAUUGGAAUGUCAAUUAUUCAUUUACACAUGAAGUUUAAA
This is a messenger RNA of Penaeus indicus, 1378 nucleotides long. RefSeq lists its product as uncharacterized. The transcript has 7 exons. Gene Ontology annotation, molecular function: protein binding. The record is from RefSeq and is a predicted model, not a curated record. The annotation marks the transcript as partial. Gene Ontology annotation, biological process: regulation of transcription by RNA polymerase II. Gene Ontology annotation, cellular component: nucleus. Lineage: Eukaryota; Metazoa; Arthropoda; Malacostraca; Decapoda; Penaeidae.